UGCAUAGCAGCUGGCUUUGUGUUCGUGGACUCCUCCCGUUGUGUGAUGAAGUUCAGAUGCGCGCCCUUGUUCCGUAAGCGCGUCACCAGCGCACAGAGGUAUGAGGAGCUUCCCGACGCGAGGGGAGGAUGGAGAGAUGUGUGGAUCACGACCAUGGGAGGCUUUGAAUGUGACAUUACACGAAGCUAAUUGACGCUCUUCUACUUUUAAAGGAUAUUUUUCCACCCUUUGUAUGAGCAGAAACUCAGCUGCUCUGGAUUCAGAGAUCCAGCGCCGCCUUUCGCGUCUGUCUCCCAGUUGAGAAGCUUCUUGGGCUGCGUGGACCGUACAAGCUCGGCUCGGUCCCUCGCGGUUAUGUUGUAGUUUACUCGGACGAAGCUCUUAUUUUUUGAUCCAGGAAAUGUUGGCAUGGCCGCCUCGCGAGCAAAGAAGUCUUCGAAGAGUGAGAAGUUGGACGAGGCGCAGGCUUUGGCCAAGAGCUGCGCGGGGAGACCAGACUUCCUGCCUUGCGAUGGGCUUUCCAUCUGCGCUACCCACAGUCACGGGAAGUGCUUCAAGCUGCACUGGUGCUGCCACCUGGGCUGGUGUCACUGCAAGUACGUGUACCAGCCCAUGACCAAUGUGUGCCAGCUGCCCAGCACGACGGUGCCACCUGUUGGGACAGAGUACAGUAACACCAUGGACCUGUCCGUCUCUCUGGUUGAGCGCUUUCUGAAACUCGCCCCCUGCUUCCAGUCCCCGCCUCACCUGGAGUCGCCCAAGUACUGCGUCAUUGCGGAUCUGUUUGUGGAUGACUACAUCGUCAAACGCAUCAACGGAAAGAUGUGCUAUGUUCAGCGCCCCCCGCCUCCCUUACCAGAACCUCCUCAUCCUCUCACCCCUCCCCCACCUGCUCCCGCUACACCUCAGAUGCCCAAAAAUCCUGCUCAGCCUCGGCAACCAGUGAAGCGAACUCAACACGUGCCUGCGCAGCCGGUCCAGCAGGUGUACAGUGAACACAAACAUCCUUCCCCCGUCGAUAAGAUAAAAGGCCCCAAAAUGGACCACUGCUCCUCUCCGUCCAGCUCCGAGGACUCCGGCAUCAACGCGCUGGGUCUGCACUACCUGGAGUCCUGCGAGGAGGAGAGCGAGGAGGAGGAGGACGACGACGACGAGUUGAGCACAGAUGGUAACUCCAGCCCCGGCAGCAUCUGGGAUCAGGACGACUGUUCUCUGCUCUCCCCCUCCAAGUCAAUGAUAGAGAUCAUCGAAAAGAUCGAAACAACUGUUUAACUGACCCCAGCUGUGAGGGAGCGUGAGCUUCAGGACAGAAUUAUUGAGAAUAACACUCGAGGAUUUAUUCUACAUUGACCAAUAGGACACAAACCCCUCUGAGGCUUCAGCAGGGCUUUGCCGGGUUGUUUAGUUGAAUUUGUUUUCCUGCAGGUGGCCGAGGUCUGUACGUCUGCACCCGCACACAGCCUCUCAUCUGUCCACAUCCCCUGCAUGGAGUGAAUUUUGUAGAACUUAAUACAAUACAGGAGAAAAGCACAAGCACAAGAAUAACAAGCACAUGCACAGUGGACCAAAAAGACCUCCUGCUGCCUACUGUACAUGGUACCUAUACAGUGAAAAAUCUAGAAUACUAAAGGAAUCUAUAGUAGGUGCACUAACCUUUUGUUCUGCGAUUUCUCUUUAGCUAUAUGUUACUGGAGUUAAAUAAAGUGUUGGAUAAAUAGGUCUGCUGAUGAUAAUGAGCAGUUAGGUAAUUGUUAGUUUUCUCCAGUCAUCAGACUCUAUUCUAAUUCAACAUUUAAGUGACGGACACGCGUGCCAUUUCUUGUUCUCUGGUCAAUGGCUCCACCCACACGUUUUAGUAAUUCUGACACUUCAGCAUAAUAACCACAAGGCCAGUUACCUCUCAUGGGCCUAAAGCACAUCAGCCUUUUAACCUGUUAAUAUCUCAGCUCGGAGCUGAUGGGACACACCUGCUUUUGUCACGUUAGUUAAAAAGAUUCCUGGACACACAGUUUGCGUGCACUUUUAUUAACACGAGCGGUAGGUAGGUCAGUGUUUGACAAUCAAGGAUUACACAGAAGCACAUUCCUUUUCUGCAUCUGCCAAGCGAGGGCCAAGGAUACUCUUAUAAAACCAUUUAUCAGACAUUAACACAUUGUUAUGGUCACGCUGGACUGAACUGCACCUGCUGUUGAAGGUUAAAUGGGGAUUUAAGUAACGUAAAAGCAUUGACCUCUAUUAGCAGCCAAGAAAUGUAUUAGCAUGGACGUGUCUCUGGCAGAGCUACAGUGACGAAAGUAGGAGACAUGUUGUCACAGCAGAAAUUAGCAAGACACCUAGUGAAGAGGGAAUAUUUCCUAAUAUACAUACAUAUAUACAUAUAAACCUAUAUAACAAUAAAACUGCAUUGUUAUUUGCUUUUUGGGCUUGACGGUGAAAUGUCUUGUGAUGCCAGCUGAAAAGGGAGUCCGGAAAAUGUGCGCAGGCUAGACUAGUACAGUAUGUGACAGUUAUUUUGUGCUAUGAGGCAGAACAAUAUCAGUUUAAAAGGAGAUUACAGUAUGGAAUAGGAUGAAGAGUAGGUGUUGUGAUGUGAUGGACAUGAUGUUAUAAGAAAUUCACUCAAAUAUAACAUUUGUGAGAGCCCCUUAUUAGUCAGUUAGUAAAAUGAAGAUGGGCUGGGUCUUUUUUAUGUUUAAAGAGUUAUCUGCAAAAAUCACUAAAAUAUUCACAAAUAUGUAUUGUUGCAAUGAUACGCUAGAUGUAAAAAAAAAAAAAAUUUUGCAUGACUGCAUUCAUUUGCAGGAGUCCCUCGUGUCACAAUUUAACACAUUUGUGAUUCAGAGUGUUGAAAAAGUGAACAAAUCUUGUAUCUGUCAAUCAAUUUGAAAUGUUCUUUUUAUUCGGGGACAGCCCUCGACAUUACACGGAACACAGUCCCUUUUAAAGCAGUUUAAAACAUCUGUUAUGUUCUUAUGUCAUAUUAUUUUCAUAUGAAUAAAUCUUAAUGAAACUUA
Messenger RNA from Cottoperca gobio, 3014 nucleotides. Its product is annotated as UPF0524 protein C3orf70 homolog B. NCBI's taxonomy places the organism in Eukaryota, Metazoa, Chordata, Actinopteri, Perciformes, Bovichtidae. The transcript has 2 exons. Gene Ontology annotation, biological process: nervous system development. The coding region runs from base 409 to 1272 and encodes 287 amino acids. The record is from RefSeq and is a predicted model, not a curated record.